GAUACGCCGAGCGCAGAAGCUGGGGGUGAAUGGGAUGGAAGAAGAGUUCUUGUUUUGUAUAUCAGUUUCUGUCUUUUUAUGUAUUUUUGAUUAAAAAUCAAGCGAACAAAGAGAAGAUUCCUUGUGUUACACUGUACAAAACUUUAGGGCGCUAAAGGGAGUAAAUUCAACCGCGGGAUAGGGUUUUAGUGGUGAAAUGCCCGGCUGUUUGUACAUAUAUAUUUAAAUAAUUGGUGAGUGUGUGUGUAAGUGUAUGAAGAUCGGUGUUUGACUGCUGGAGGAGUGUGUACAAGGCUCCACCCCCCACUCUGCCAGUUGGAUGGUGUUCAAGACGGCAGACGUUGGGAAGGCAGCUGUGUUGGGUUUUGGGAAGAAGAGAUCGAUGAUGGAACUGCAAAAUUUACAGGAAGCACUCAAAGUGGAAAUCCAGAUCCAUCAGAAACUCGUGAGCCAGAUGAAGCAAGAUCCACAGAAUGCAGAUCUGAAGCUGCAGCUCCGUGACCUGCAGGCCAAGAUCACAGCGCUGAGUGAGCGGCAGAAAAAGGUUGUGGAGCAGUUAAGAAGAGAUCUACUGGUGAAACAGGAAGAUAUGAAGCUGCAGGCGCUGCAAGCCGAUGGACAAAUGUCUACCUUGCUCAUCACACAGACACAGACGCCUCUGCCUGCUGCCAGCCUCACUACUUCACAGAGCUCUGUGCCCCCUGUCAUUGCUUCAAAGACUCUACCUCUGGUGCUGAGAGCUGCCACAUCCACCUCACCUAUCAUCAUGACACCAGCACCUACAAUCACCGUGGUUACAACCCUUGGCAACACGCUCCUGGCAGGCCCUCCUAGCUCAGAUCCUCAAAAGUCCCCAGUAAACUUCCAACCAGUCAUCCAACAGACCAGUCAGGGAGCAGAGCCAGUACGAGUCAUAUCCAAUAGCACCGUUGUUGUGCAAGCUGCCUCCCAACCAAUCAAAGUUCCUCAGUUUGUCCCACCAACCAGACAGACAACUCGGCCAGCCACUCUACCGCAGGUCAGGCCAAAACCUCCAGCGUCUUUGUCUCCAGCUGCUGGUCAGGUCUCUGUGCAGACCUUGCAGUCACCGGUGUUACUGAGCACUGCCCUCCCUUCAUCUGGUCACGUCCAGCAGAUGCGUAUCCUCAAUGGCCUGCCCUGCUCCAACAGCUCUAACAACACAAGCAUCCUGAUCUCCCCAUCUACACACAUGCAGCCAUCUGUGCAGACACACACACAGCAGUUACCUCACAACAGCCCAAGCUCUGACAACAUGAUACCCGCAGUGGAAUACGGGACAGAGCCAAAGAUUUCAUUGCUCAACUCUCCAGACAUGCCUACACACAGUUCUCCUCCACUGUCCUUAGAUACGCCAUCUUCACCUGCUCCCACCAACACACACACUUCUGCCUCCAAACAUCAGGAGAGCCCUCUGAAACUGGCCUUCAUGUUGUCUCUGGGACUGGUCACUCGUGACUAUUUAGAAGAGAUUCAGAGCAGGCGUCAGGAGCGUAAGAGACGUACAACAGCAAAUCCAAUAUAUAGCGGAGCCAUGUUUGAACCAGAGCGGAAAAAAAGCUCAGUGUCGUAUCUGAGUUCCAUAAACCAGUCCAGCAGGAAGAGAGGUCGCCUUUCUAAAAACUGCAGUAUUGUGGAGUGGGGGCCCCUCCCCCCAACCACCAGCAGCCAUCAUUCUACCUUCCCAGACCUACAGCGGCCCACCGCGGGCAGCCCAUUCUCCCCUGCCCUCUCACUCACCCUUCCAUCACAUUCACCCUCACCCAGCCCCAGCUCAGCAGGGGAUAAUCUGCAGAAGGAAGAUGCCAUUGAGUGGCCAGGGACUCUUGCUAUUGUCCAUUCCUACAUCUCCUAUAAAGCAGCUAAAGAAGGAGAGAAAGAUCGUCUGAAGAGAUGGAGCGCAGAGCUGCGGCAGGAGAGAGAGACACUAGAACACCAAGUCAGACAGCUCAGCAACUCUAUAACGAGAUGUAUGGACAGCAAGAACAGUGUGCUGGACCAGCAGAGAGACAUGGAAGCUUCGCUUGAGAAGAUGAGAGGGCUGGUGCGUCUGAUCAGAGGGAUCCAGUUGUCUCCCUUCAUCUGCCCUGGGAUCAUGGCUAAUGGAGAAAUGUCCCACAAUGGAGCUUCCAAAGCCAGCAGCUCCAGUGCGGUUACCACAGACACAAACAACAACACAAAUACAGCGACAAGCUCCUCAGAAGCUAUGAUGAUAAUUAGCACCCUCACAAACACAAGCGAUACCUUAAACCAGAUCGCCACGAAUAAUAACGCAGAGGCUGCAAGCUCAAAGAGCGACGAGGGCAGAGAGGAGAGCGCACAAAUCAUCAGCACGUCCAGAAGCAGGAGCGAACCCACAAAUACAAACGCAGCAGCUUUCAGCAAUAACAACAGUAACCAGGCGGUUCUGAGUACUAUUGGAGCCAUGUCCGCAGGGGAGGAGAAUACAAAAAAACAUAAAAACAAUAACAACAGUGACCUCAGCGUCAUCCCACAGGCUCUCCUCGGUCCAAUCGUACCCCUUACAGAAGUGACAGAGGGGGUAAAAUAGCAUUGACCACCCCGCUGAAGUUGGGGCCCAAAGCGUGCCAGUUAACAGUGUUGUUGUUUUGUGUUGUUGUUUCAUCUCUUAUAUCUAUGAGGGAAAGAAAAUCCAUAGUGCCAUUUACUACAUGCAGGAAGGAGGUUCCUAAAGUACCAGCAAUGUGUAUGCUAACGUAUGCACACCGAAAAGAUUUCUACAAAGAAUAAUGAUAUAGAAAAGAGUAAUAAAAUUUAAAGAUAUCACACCAUUGUGUGCCUGAUACAGUUGCCAUAGCACCUCUGAGUGGGAAAGCUUCUGAAGGCUGGAUCGGGUGAAGGUCUCGUCCUGCUAGAUGAGUAGUGCAGCUUCCUAUCAGGUCCUGUAGCUCUGAUCGAAGACAUAAGAUAUGACGUGUCGAGGAGUUUAUUGUCCGUUUUGUCUGUGAAACACAGCCGAGGUGCAGUUGUUUCGUCUACUUUUCAGUUGUUGUGCAGAACAUGGAUCGCAAAAAGAGGUUCUUUAUCACACACUGACAGAAAUACAGGUCUUCCAGGCGUUCUGCUGGAGGUUUAACUAUUAUCAUUUGCAUUUGUCUAUUUUGUGGUGUUUUUAAAAAACCGAAAACAACAUUUCUGUAAAUAUGUUUUGCUAUUUUUUACACAUGACCUUAUUUAUAAUUUUCUUCUUUCUUACAAAAAUAUUCCGUAGUUCGGUUCUGCCAAAUAAUUGAUGCCACAGGGAACUGUUCUUUUACGUUACUCUAAACAUUAAAUAGAUAUUAAAGAGUAGUAUAGUAGUAUUUGUAGUGUCAGUCCUGAAGUGUCUGUGAGGUAAAUUCUGACCAUGCCUUAUCUACUGAACAGAUGUGAUUUACUGAGAGCGCAGUUCAGGCGCAGUCACACAAGGGAAUGAUUUGAGACUUCUCUCACAUCACUCUCACUCCAUCUCCACAUCCAGAGGAUUUAUUUUUUUUUUUUACCCAGACUGUAGCAGGGGUCUCAUGCCUUGUCCAAUAACUUACGAAGAAUCAUGCAGUCAGAAAUAUCCAGUAAAACCGGUGUGCCAGUAACGUUAUGCUUAUGGGCCAAUUUAAGGGCUUCUGUUCUGUAUCGUUUUAACACGCAUGGUGUCACUUUACUAGGUGAUAACACUGUUCUGUAAACCUGUCCAAAAGCACAACACAGCAGGCGUACGUUAUACGUGCCUAGCGCAACUACUUCACUAUUGUCUCCUAGGGGCUGUUCUGUUAACGCUUUACUUUCUUUACAUAUUGCAUUUCUAUAACCAUAUCAGAGCUCCCGACGCUCUCUGAACAAGCACAGACAAACACUUCUAACACCUGAGAUACAGCCGCGGUAGCUUGAACACUGUAUCGUGUGCCAAGAUGACACAUUCAUAGUGUUUUUUUUUAAAUAAAGCACAAGAAAUAAUCUAGAAACACAGUGGUGUCAAACACACAAGGGGUGUGUCGCUUUUGAUAUAAAAGAAAUAUCUACAGUGUUUAUAUCUUCAUUUCAGGUUUGUGAGUGCUUUCAAUGCUGAACACGCAGCUCUGGCCUGCAGUAGCCUCUGUGUAUUGGUUGCCUUAAGUUCUAUAGACUAUGUUAGGCUGUUUCAUAGUAGUGUUAUGACUUGUCGGUGUCUUAGUCAGUUGUCAGCAAAACGAGUGUUUUUUCCCUUUUCGGUAACAGAACCUACUUUGUCAUACAGUGUGUGAUCAUUCUGGUUGUGUUAGUGAGGACAGUGCCUGCGCUGCCUAUAGUGAAUCUGACCACUACACAUAAGAACUCUGAAGUGCUUACGUCUUUUAACAAAACACAAAAUUAAUUGCUGGUAUGUUUGUUCACCUUUUUAUGAAAAAAAAAAAAAACUUUUCGUUAUCCAAUUUCAUCCCAGUCAGCAGUAUCUGCCCUUCAUUUCAAAAUUGCAUCUGAGUUUUUAAGAGGAUACUAGUGCUGAAUUUGAAACCGCAUAGCACUCUUACCAAAUUUUUCUACGGAAAAAAUAGUACGUGGUUCUGAAUUCUGCAGAUGUUUCAGCAUUCACAGAAGUAUUCACACAUUUUGUCUGAUAAAAGUUAAUAUUUCAUCACAGUUGUUAAAAUUUCAAAGUGACAUGCAGAGAAGCUGCGUUCUGUUUGGUGGUUUAAUGGUAUGUCAGGUUUUCCACUGCAUUGAUAAAAGAAAGAAAAGGGAAUAGAGCCCUUACAUAAAUGCUCAUCAGACGUGACAUUUGCAAAUGUCAUCUCUCAUCCUUUAGGGCCAAGAAUCCUAAGGCCAGAUAUGGCUAGUAGGACUGACAGUUCUUCUGUGACAGAUGUUCUCUGAUGAGAUAGAUGGGAAUCUACUUUGUCUCCUCAUUCAUGUUCCUUACACAUGAGAAUUGGGUAUUGUGUCCUGAAGUGUGUGAAAUCUGAUUUCGUCAGAUGUUAUAGUGUUUACUGAGAGCUCAGGCUUUUGUUCAUUUAUUUUUAACAUUCACAUAGUAAUGCUAAUGAAGAGUCAUGUUCUUACACCUCAUGCUGUUACCUCAUUCAGGUUGAUGAAACCCUCAAGUAAAAUCAAGGAUAGAUUAUUGCAAUGUGAAAAUAUCAGUCCUUAAUCUAAUGUCCUUAACUAUAAAUUAAGAACACAAUUUACAUCAAUUUGUUGUAUAAAAAGUGUCUAGAUUAUUUCAUAAUAGUUUUUGAAAGGGAUGUGUAUUGCUCUUUUGUUUCAUUUUACUUUUUUACAUUUUGUAUGUUUUGUUUCUUAAUCUUGUGUGUUGCCUGAUGUCCGUUUACCUUUUCUCAUAGAAUUCAAGUCCAUGUGUAAGUUAUUUGAAUAUAUAACUUAAUGAAUUCUUUCUGUUGAGGAGGCUGGUUAUUACUGGAGCAUUUGAUCAAUUUGUAUUUAUUUAUUUUUACCAUUUUUGCUAAAUAAAAUUGUAAAUUUAAA
Messenger RNA from Ctenopharyngodon idella (grass carp), 5478 nucleotides. It is a transcript of the gene phf21aa, whose product is annotated as PHD finger protein 21Aa. Gene Ontology annotation, biological process: negative regulation of transcription by RNA polymerase II. NCBI's taxonomy places the organism in Eukaryota, Metazoa, Chordata, Actinopteri, Cypriniformes, Xenocyprididae. The record is from RefSeq and is a predicted model, not a curated record. Gene Ontology annotation, molecular function: chromatin binding. The coding region runs from base 320 to 2569 and encodes 749 amino acids. Gene Ontology annotation, cellular component: histone deacetylase complex. The transcript has 17 exons.